AUGGAUCAAUACAACAGCAUUUUUAAUUCUAUUUACCAAGUUUUAAAAGAACAUAAACUGAUAAUAAUUGAUGAAAAUGAAGAAAAAAACCGAAAUGCUGCUUAUUUAGUUUGUGUACCAAUUUUGGAAAAAGCAAUUAAAUAUGAUGAAACUGAUACAUCUAAAUGGAUAUUUGAAUUAGUCUCCAAGUUAAACAUCCAUAUUGAUGAAAAAAAAAAUCUAAACGAAAUAUUUUCUGCAAUAACAUUGGAAAUACAAGCUUUGAAAGAUCAAUUGAUGGAUCAACAAAAGAAAAUGGAAAUUCAAGCAGGACAAAUACAAACAUAUGAAUCAAAACUUAAUCAAGUUGAAUUAAGAUUAUGUCAACUGGAACUGAAUGAAAAAUUAAAUGAUACUAAAAUUAAAGCCUUUGAAAUAGUAAGGUUGUUCCGUUUUUAUCAUGUUGACAAUAUUCUUACACAUAUGUAUCCAAAAUGGAACAACUGGAGUAAAUUUACUGAUGAAUGGUCGAAUCGUGAAUUAGAAGUUAUGAAUUUAUUGGAUUUGGACAGAAAGACGACAGUACCAAUGGAUGAUCAACGUAUUCAAACUCAUCCGGCCAUACAAAAUUUCAUUGGACCUGUUGAAGCUGAAUUGAAACAACAAGUUGGUUUUGAUGUAACACUGUUGGAUUUAAGAAAAAUCGCCAUUGAUCGUCACGAAUGUAUGCAUCAAAACAUAAGAAGCGUGGCAGAACAGAGGUACUUAUUCUCAUUAUGUACAAAUUAUAUCUUUCCUGAAAAUUACAAAUUUACAACAGUUUUACAAAACAUGAUAAACAAAUUGAUUGAACUUGAUGAAGAUGUCACAACUACUAAACUAAAAUCUUUUCAUAAAUAA
This is a messenger RNA of Didymodactylos carnosus, 879 nucleotides long. Lineage: Eukaryota; Metazoa; Rotifera; Eurotatoria; Philodinida; Philodinidae. The record is from the annotation of a GenBank genome assembly.